Rubroshorea leprosula is the source of this 717-nucleotide messenger RNA. The record is from the annotation of a GenBank genome assembly. NCBI's taxonomy places the organism in Eukaryota, Viridiplantae, Streptophyta, Magnoliopsida, Malvales, Dipterocarpaceae.
AGUGCCCAGCUCAUUUCUCCACAAAUUCCCCCGUCUCCCUUUUUCUUUCUCUCAUGGCGGAAGAAUCACAGCCUAAAUGGGAGGGCAAGACCACGGCGGAGCUAAGUGGCCCGACGGCGGAACAAAUAUGGCCCUUCUGGGAGGAUUUCUGCAACCUCCACUUGUGGCAUCCCGAUAUCGAUACUUGUUCCCAAGUUGAAGGAACCCCAGGACAGCCCGGCCUAAUCCGCUACUGCGCCACCAAGAAAACAUCAUCCUCUGGCGGAGACGAUGGAAUCAGCUGGUGCAAAGAGAAGAUAUUGAUGAUUGACCCGGUCAACCGUUGCCUGAGCUACGAGUUGCUGGAGAACAGCAUAGGGUUCAAGUUGUAUGUAGCUACGAUUAAGGUGUUGUCUGUGGACGGUGACGGCGGUCGUGGGUGCAAGAUCGAGUGGUCGUUCGUUGCUGAUCCGGUAGAGGGGUGGAAGUUUGAGGACUUGGUUGCUUAUAUUGAAACUUGUCUCUUAUCCAUGGCAAAGAAGAUGGAGCAGAGUGUUGGGGCUCACAAUGGUUAUUGAUGUAUUAGAAUAAUGCCACGAGUAAUUCGUUUUUUUAUCUAACAUGGUGUAAAAGCACUGGCCUUGAGGUUUAGUGGUAUAGCCACGGUGCAUUCCCGUUCUCCGACAGGGUUCAAAACCUGUACUUGCAAAAUACGUUUAAAAAAAUCUAACAUGGUGU